This is a messenger RNA of Laetiporus sulphureus 93-53, 1245 nucleotides long. RefSeq lists its product as uncharacterized. The record is from RefSeq and is a predicted model, not a curated record. Bases 370 to 1032 code for a protein of 220 amino acids. NCBI's taxonomy places the organism in Eukaryota, Fungi, Basidiomycota, Agaricomycetes, Polyporales, Laetiporaceae. The transcript has 6 exons.
UGGCCACAGGCCAAUGUGACGAUUGAGGAGGCCGCAGCUGCUAGCUCUGGACGGAAUACUACAUCUAUCAGUCUGUCGACGAUGGGAGGUACACCAACGUCUCGCGUCACGAGAAAUGCCAUUUACUUGAGCAUGUCUCGAAGCACAUCGAACUCAUAACGCCAAUUUUGUACUUCAACGUCAAGCCAAAGCGGACACAAACAUCUCUUCAGCUUGAGAAGAGGACGAUUGAACCAAAAAUUGCCAAAACGCUAAUCUGUAGACAAAUCUGCCAGAGGCAAGCACGCGAGAGAUUGUAGCGGUGUUGCUCGCCGUCUGGGACCAGCAGAUUAUCCCAACUGUUUGUGGUACGUUGCCAAAAAUCGCGACAUGUUCUUCGGGGAGUUCUCCUUGAGCCAGUUUGGAGGAACACCCGUUAUGAAGAGUAUGGACAGUGGAUUUAUUCAGACCAACCAGACCGGGUCCGGAUACAACGACCAAUCAAAUCUGAACUUUCACUACACGAUGACAUCGGCUGGACCAACGCUGCUUGUUCAGCUCAAUCAAGUUUUAGAUGAUGGCGAGGCUACUUCUGACGCUAGCAUUACCAUUGCUUGCCUCUGCUUCAUUGCCAUAGGUGCCUCGUUCGGCAACCUCCUGGAUGCCCUUGACGGCACAUAUUGCACCUACGAGGAUGGAUAUAAUCCGACCUUUCACUACCCACAGCCAUACUCCUCGUGUUACAGCCUGUGUUUCAUGAUUACUGUUCAUGUGGCAUUAUCCAGCACGAAUUACCUGAUCACUGUGCAAGAUGAGUGGUGGCUCGUCUGCGGCACGUGGUGCUCCUUCCCCCCGUUGCCGCCAUGUUCUCCUCUAUCAACGACGUAUGCCAGUGCGGCACGCCUCGCGAUCAGCAAAGGUCCUAAGCUUCAUCAACCCAGCAAGGCGUUCAACGGUGACAUUACCAGCAGCAACAACCCUGGCUGCCGGAUGAACGCGUUCUCUGCUGAGCCAUGCUGGGAUCCAGUCUUGAGUACUUGUCAGCACACCUAACCUUCCUAAGUUGCUCGAACUUCCUUUGUUUGAUGAUGCUUGAUCACGAAGAAUGAACAAUACUAUUGUGCCGCAUUGGUGUACCUUGAGACGUACUACCAUUGCUCGCGGUUCGCAUCGUCUGUGUCUGUAGCACAACUUUUUGUUUGCAUUUCCUUUGGCCUGUUAUGUUACUCUGCUUGGUGUGUUUCCGCGCUCGAUUCCAAUAAAUGC